Dermatophagoides pteronyssinus (European house dust mite) is the source of this 1540-nucleotide messenger RNA. RefSeq lists its product as uncharacterized. Lineage: Eukaryota; Metazoa; Arthropoda; Arachnida; Sarcoptiformes; Pyroglyphidae. The record is from RefSeq and is a predicted model, not a curated record.
GAAAGAUUUCGUUAGUAAAUUGCCGAAACAUUUCUGACGAUUUUUCAUUUGACAAAAAAAGAAUUCACUGUGUUGUUUUGAACAUUUAGAACUGAAAUAUUUUAACCUUGAAAAAAUGGAUCUAAUUAACAAUGAUGAUGAUUUUGAAAAUGAUUCGCUUGAAGAUGAGCAAAUUGUAAAUGAAAUACCGGAAUCACCGAUGAUUGUCGAUGAACAAAAAGAUAAAGAUAAUUUCGGCUUUGAUCUGGUACCGAAACAACAAGAAAUGGUAAAAAAUUCUUUAUUCACAAAUGUAUCCACUCAUCCUGCUCUUCCAACUGGUAUUGUAGUUAUUGAUAAAAAUGGAAAAACUUUAGACAUACGUGAUCGAAUUCGAAUGAAGAACAAAACAUUUGGUCGAAUGAAAUUCAAAGAUUUUAAACAAGCCAAAAAGAAAAUAGAAUCAGAAAAAUCUAUAAACAACCGUUCCAUGUCGGUAAUGCAAAAUAUGAAAAAACUAAAAAAUAAUUUAAGCUUUUUAAUAUCUGAUAUGGAUAAAAUGAGCCCAUCUUCUUCAAGACAAGAGGAAUCGACUUCUGAAAAUUUUCUCAGAGGAAAUGAAACCCAAAUUCCAUCUUCGCGAAUGUUAGCCGAAAAUUCUAUUUCAAUUAAUUCGGAUAAAUUAAAUCAUUCAUCAAAUAGUAGCGAUUCGAUUGAAAGUGAACAAGUAUUCAGCAUCACUUCACCCGAUCAACUCAAUAAUAAUGAAAUCAAUUCAAAUUCAUUCAUUUCACGUUUUUCAAUCAAUGUAAAUGAAUCAAUCUUUGAUUGCAAUAAUGAAUACUGUGACGAUAAUGAUUAUGAUACACAAACUAUCUUGGUCGAUAAAACAAUAGAUAUAAAUCAAUCAUCGUUAAACGAAACAUAUUCAUCGAAUUUUGUGAUAGAUGAAACUAAAAUUAUGGAUCAUGAUUCUUUAGAUUCUUCUUCAUCUUCUAUCCGUGACGAAGGUCCAAUUCCAUCAGCAUCGACAAGCCAAACUGAACAACCAAAAAGUAGUCAAGAGGAUUUUUUUAAUCCACAUGGAUAUCAAAAUGAAGACGAUGAUGUUGGUGAAGUCAAAUUAAAAGUUUUCAAAGAUAAAAAAUCGGCUAAGAUAAAACAAAAAGAAAAUGGAGAAAAUGUUCGAUCACCUAUCGAACGUGAUUAUCAAUGUGAUCGUAUGUUUCGAACGUUGUGUCAUAAUUGCCAAAAUUAUUAUUCAUCACGACAAUUAUCAAUGGCUAAAUUACAAUCAUUAUUGGAUGAUUGUGCAAAACAUCGUGGUUAUCGAUCUGCAUAUCGUUCACCACCACGUUUCUGGGAAAUUGAUUUCAUUGAUGAUAAAAUCGAUUCCAAAGAAGAUAAAAAACAAAGAAAAAAGAAAAGUGAUCAUAAUAAUCGCCAGAAUUCUAAAUGAAUUCAAUUUUAUUUUUUUUGCGCGCUAUCCGAGACAGCGCCCAAAGUUUGUCCAUUGGUGUAUAAAUAGCCACAAUUCUUGUGAAAUUUUUUUUUCAACCAC